AUGGCUGUGAUUUGGAUGAUCCAUUAUCUUUGGCUUUUGGCAGUUCUAGCAAGAUGCAGUGGUGGCCACAGUCUAUUCUCAUGUGAACCCAUAAUCCUGAGGAUGUGCCAAGAUCUUCCGUACAAUACCACAUUUAUGCCUAACCUUUUGAAUCAUUAUGAUCAACAAACAGCAGCUCUAGCAAUGGAACCAUUUCAUCCUAUGGUUAACCUUGAUUGUUCCCGAGACUUUCGACCAUUCCUAUGUGCUCUCUAUGCUCCUGUUUGCAUGGAAUAUGGUAGAGUCACCCUCCCAUGUCGCAGAAUUUGUCAACGAGCAUAUAAUGAAUGUUCAAAGCUCAUGGAGAUGUUUGGUGUGUCUUGGCCUGAAGACAUGGAAUGCAACAGGUUCCCAGACUGUGAUGAGCCUUACCCUCGCCCCAUUGACCUCAAUGUAAUUGGGGACCCAACAGAAAAAGCAACAGUGGAAGUGCAAAGAGACUAUGGUUUUUGGUGCCCUCGAGAACUGAAAAUAGACCCUGAUCUGGGCUACACAUUCCUGCGGGUACGGGACUGCUCUCCUCCUUGUCCAAAUAUGUACUUUAGACAAGAAGAACUUUCUUUCGCACGAUACUUCAUUGGUGUGAUCUCCAUUGUCUGCCUUUCCGCUACCUUGUUCACUUUCUUGACUUUCCUGAUUGAUGUCACAAGGUUUCGCUAUCCAGAAAGACCCAUAAUCUUCUAUGCUGUUUGUUACAUGAUGGUGUCCCUCAUUUUCUUCAUUGGCUUUUUGCUAGAGGACCGGGUUGCCUGCAAUGCCUCUGGCCCUGCCUCUUACAAGGCUUCCACAGUGACACAGGGCUCUCACAAUAAAGCAUGCACCAUGCUUUUCAUGGUACUGUAUUUCUUUACCAUGGCUGGGAGCGUUUGGUGGGUGAUCCUUACCAUUACUUGGUUUUUGGCAGCUGUCCCAAAAUGGGGUAGUGAAGCUAUUGAGAAGAAAGCCCUCCUCUUCCAUGCUAGUGCAUGGGGCAUCCCUGGAACCCUUACCAUCAUUCUCCUAGCUAUGAAUAAAAUAGAAGGUGAUAACAUCAGUGGCGUGUGUUUUGUUGGCCUUUACGAUGUAGAUGCCUUGAGAUACUUUGUUCUUGCUCCUCUCUGCCUGUAUGUGGUGGUUGGAGUUUCUUUGCUACUUGCUGGCAUCAUUUCUUUAAAUCGGGUUCGUAUUGAAAUUCCCUUAGAGAAGGAAAACCAGGACAAGUUGGUGAAAUUUAUGAUUCGGAUUGGCGUCUUCAGUGUACUGUAUCUUGUGCCACUCUUGGUUGUUAUUGGCUGCUAUUUCUAUGAACAAGCUUACCGAAGUGUGUGGGAGACAACAUGGAUUCAAGAAAGGUGCAAGGAAUAUCACAUACCCUGCCCUUACCAGGUUACCCAGAUGAGUCGACCGGACCUGAUCCUCUUCCUUAUGAAAUAUCUGAUGGCCCUCAUAGUAGGAAUCCCAUCAGUCUUUUGGGUUGGAAGUAAAAAGACUUGCUUUGAAUGGGCCAGCUUUUUUCAUGGGCGCAGGAAAAAAGAGGUUGUUAAUGAGAGUCGACAAGUGCUUCAGGAACCCGACUUUGCUCAGUCUCUCUUGAGAGAUCCAAAUACACCCAUAAUUCGCAAAUCCAGAGGGACUUCAACCCAAGGGACUUCUACUCAUGCCUCCUCGACACAAUUGGCUAUGAUGGAUGACCAACGAAGCAAAGCAGGCAGUGUGCAUAGCAAAGUCAGUAGCUACCAUGGCAGCUUGCAUAGGUCACGAGAUGGCAGAUAUACCCCCUGCAGUUACCGUGGAAUUGAAGAUCGACUACCUCAUGGCAGUAUGUCCCGAUUGACUGACCACUCCAGGCAUAGCAGUUCCCAUCGGCUCAAUGAUCAGUCACGUCACAGUAGCACCAGAGACCUCAGUGGAAAUCCAGUAACUCACAUAACUCAUGGCACCAGCAUGAACCGAGUUAUUGAAGAGGAUGGGACCAGCGCUUGA
Molecule: messenger RNA, 2001 nt
Organism: Thamnophis elegans (Western terrestrial garter snake)
Lineage: Eukaryota; Metazoa; Chordata; Lepidosauria; Squamata; Natricidae
Gene: FZD3
Product: frizzled class receptor 3
Exons: 6
Coding region: 1-2001 (666 amino acids)
Biological process (GO): canonical Wnt signaling pathway; non-canonical Wnt signaling pathway
Cellular component (GO): plasma membrane
Molecular function (GO): Wnt-protein binding; Wnt receptor activity
Source: RefSeq, a predicted model, not a curated record